This is a messenger RNA of Durio zibethinus, 408 nucleotides long. Lineage: Eukaryota; Viridiplantae; Streptophyta; Magnoliopsida; Malvales; Malvaceae. The record is from RefSeq and is a predicted model, not a curated record.
AUGGAUGAGAGGCUAGCCAAGGUAGAGGUGACAGUAGUUGAUGUGAGGGAUAAGCUUAAAAGGAUAGAGGCUCGCUUUGAGGAUAUGGACUCCAAGGAGGAAGAGCUCAAAAGGGAACUGCAAGCCAAAGUGCUUGAUGUUUAUGGAUCUGAUGGUUGUGGGCAAGAAAGUGAGCUCACUAGUGGACACAAGUGCCUUACAUUUGUUUAUUUCAGAUGCGUGGUGCAAAUGCUUUGUACCAUUGAGGCAAAAGUCCAGGUUAGGUCCAAGUUGUGUAAGGAUUAUAGGGCAUUAAAUAAGCUGACUAUCAAGAAUAAGUAUCCUAUCGCACUCAUUGCAGACUUGUUCAACCAACUUGGAAGCACAAGGUGGUUCACCAAAUUGGAUUUGAGGUUAGGUUACUACUAG